GUAAAUAAGGAAGGUGUUAAACUUUUUGUAAAAAUUCGUGAUAAAAAUAAAGGUAAUAAGAGCCAAUUUAAGGUCCUGGAAGCUGGAUUGAAUUGCCGUACUGAGGUAUAUCCUCAUCGAAGAAGAAGUGGCCUUUAAAUAGCGUGGUGUUCUGUGAGGAUUCCGCGGCCGACAAAAUGCCCAAAAAUACAGUGUUGAAGGAAUUAGCGAAAUGCAAACACCCCCAAAGCAGAAAAACACUAGCACUAGCUAGAAAGAUCAAAAAGAUAAAUAAUCGUGAAAAGAUCAAGCUGGGACAUGCGGCAAAGGCGAACGUUCUGGGCAUGAAGUUGGCCUGGUUUGCGGAAAAGGUGGAAGGCCGCGAGGAACCGGUAUCGCCGGCAGAAUACGAGGAGCUGAUCGAUUCGUAUCUCCGGAGGUUCGACGGGGAGCUCGAGCAAAUCAAGAUAGUGCAGGCGAUCGGGAAGCACCGGGCAAAUCAGCAUGCAGCACGCGAGGCCGUCAUAAAGACGACGCUGGAAAUGGAGAAACAGCAUUUUGGUGGUGGCGGUCUCGAGCUUCCCGAUUUGUGUGAUGCCGAGCAUUUCAAAAAGUUUCAAGAGUGGAACGGUGAUGCGGCCAGCGUGCAGCACUUGCGGCUUAAGUUCAUAUCACGAAAAUCCCUCCGAUCAGCUGCGGCCAAAGGGGAAGGAGACCAGCAAAUGGUGGAGUAAUAAAAUUCCAGCGUAACUCUUUAGAUAUAAAUACUGCCGGUG
Molecule: messenger RNA, 755 nt
Organism: Anopheles darlingi
Lineage: Eukaryota; Metazoa; Arthropoda; Insecta; Diptera; Culicidae
Product: translation machinery-associated protein 16 homolog
Exons: 3
Coding region: 177-713 (178 amino acids)
Cellular component (GO): nucleus
Source: RefSeq, a predicted model, not a curated record